CCUAAGACCUUUAUUUUGGAAUAUACAUGAGAAUAAACUGAGUUUGCAAACUAAUUACUGCACCUAAAAUCUAAACAUAGCAACGCCGACGUAAUUUCCCCCUGUUGUUUUAUGCGUACGGUAGGCCUACUGCGAACUAGUCGACACGAUAUCGCCGAAAAAGUUGUGGAAGCGAUCGAAUAUGUAAUCAAAGAAAAAAAAACUUCAACUUGAGUUCGACAGAAAAUGACGAGAGCAAAUUGGAGGCCCUACAAAUUUGAUGAUUAGUUGCAGGACAUCCAGGAAAAUACUUUGUAUUCUGAUGACUAGGCCUAUGCAAUCGUAAAUGGAUACUAUCUUGUCGAUCAACACUGAUGAACGAACAUUUUGAGCACAAAGUUUCCACUAAUAGCGCGACCCCCGGAAAUGCACCCAUCGUUUGCAAGGAUGGUAAGGAUGCAGUAGCCAUUCAGUAUGAUUCCAUUCUCCAUUGACUGAGGUCUACCUGACAUAGGGGUUAUUGUGAUGACAUCCCCACAGCCCGUAGCCCGUAAUCACAGGCCUUCGCAGCAGCUCCCUGCCCAACCGGAGGCCCGCCCCCGGACCCUGCAGCUCAAACUUGAGGAAGGCCAGCUCAGGAAGAGGAUCCAUCUCUUUGAAGAAUUGACCUCCCCCAAAUCAAAAGAUGAAAGCAAAGGAGAAGACACCAAUAAUGGCUUUCGGUGCAGGCAGCCCAGGGUUAUCAGCCCGGAACAGAAGCGCUGGACGCAACUGGACUUCACCAACGAGGAGCUGGGCAGUCGGAAGGAAGUCUCCCGUCAGAGGCACGCGCAGCACACCAUGCAUCCUGGACACAAGAGAAGUCCUGUGUUGCCGCCUCCGCCGAAGCCUCUGCUAUCACCAAGGAGAGGAAAGGUGGAGAUCAAAGUGCCACCGUCAGAACCUUUGGUCAACGGAAAGCCAGCGGUCCAGGCGAAACGAGAAAGACCACUGACAGUGACAGGAGACGAUGCUAGAGCAAAGAGAGACGAGAAGAACAGGAACUCUGUGCUGGCACUUGUGAGUGCCUUUGAGAAUGGCAAGUCCACUGUGGCUGUUGAACGGAAGUCAAAGAUGCUGACGGUUCCAGAGAGUGGAAGGGUACGAACAAUCAGUGAGACCAGUGAGUCUACGUCAUCGAACGGGACAAUGUCCUUGUCACGGAGGGACCCUGAUCGUCUGACGCCUUCUCCGCUCCAGAAGAAUAGAAUGUCUCGUAGUAUGGACAGCUUGGUGAAGGAGUUUGAGAUAGUUGCAAUUGAUCUUAGUCGGAACAGCACCAGACAUAGAAGCGAUGGCAGCUCCUCACCAGAUAUUGUUAUCACUAAACCAGAUCCUGAUCCCCAUAACGGAGAUCCUGUUCCCAGUAAACCGGAUCCUGUUCCCAGUAAACGAAAUCCUGCUCCCCAUGACGGAGAUCUUGUUCCCUGUAAACCGGAUCCUGUUCCCAGUAAACGAGAUCCUUUUCCCAGUAAACGAGAUCCUGCUCCCCGUAACGGAGAUCCUGUUCCCCAUAAAGAAGAUUGGGUUCCCUGUAGACCAGAACCUGUUCCCCAUGAAGGAGAUCUUGGUCCCCAUAAACCAGGAAGGACCUUUGAACAAGAUAUUUACGAUGAGAGUAAAUUACAGGAAAGUAAAACAAAGCCGCAGGUGAUAGUGAUAGUGAACGGUGAAGAUGAGGAAAGUGAGAAACCGUCCAUAACCAGGCUGACAAAGCCCAAGCGAACUUACGAGCAGGAUGUGUACAACAAGAGUAAAGCAUUGCGGUUGAAACAUUGCUUGUCCAAUGGAGAUGCCUUGAAGGAGAUCAAAGCACCCGAACCAGUGCCAAGAACAAAGAGUGCAAGGAGAGCCAUUUUACCUCCUGAAUACUAUCAGGUCAAUCCUGAGAACACCAGUAGAAACCCAAUAGAACCCAGUAGGAACUGCAACCACAAUGUCGAAACGGAAGACACUGGCCUUUCGAAUGGCUAUCUAGGGUACGAGGAGGUGUCAGGAGAGUUCUUCCCCAUACCUGGGAAGCGUGUCUUUGAUCCUCUAGUCAUCGACAACAACAACCAGUCAUCAUUCUUGAAUAUGCUCAAGUCCCCUGGGGGUCGGAGGCAUAGGAUGACCUCUUCCUCACCUACCCAGGCCAAGACCCACCCCACCUCCCCACCCCCUCAAAUCCCCCAAACCCCACCACAACCCCCCAGCCGCACCCCAAAACGACAUCAGCCACCUAGCGUCAAUGUAAUAUCCUCUGAAACUUUUGCAAAGGAGAAGGCCAGGCUGUUAUCACCACCCACGUCGCCGCUCAACGACUCAGGCUGCAUCUCUCCGGAGACGCAGCGGCGCAUGACCGACAGUGCCUUGAUCGGAAACCUCUCACCUAGGGCGCAACGUAGGAAUAUGCAGGAGACACAGAGGACAAACCUGUCGCCUAUCAUGGGAGAAUAUGCAGAGCCCAUCAACAUCAAGCGAUCUUUUAGUGACGAGAGUCUAGCCACUCUGCGGAGGCCAGCAACGGUUACUGAUAACCAGGGCUACUCUGUCCCCGGAAGCCAUCUUUGGGAAGCGCCCAAGUUUCACACCAUGAAGCCUAAGUCAUCAGCAAAAUUAGUGAUAGAACAAAGACUUCACUCGAAUUCAAUUUCUCAGCCUGUACUCAGACGACAGAAACCCCCUAAAUUGGAAGUGGAAGAGUCCAGGGAUGUUAGUUGGAAUGGAUGCACACAGGAGGUGGUGAGACGUCCCACUAAGACAGCGGGGGUGCCAGCUCAGGAUGUCAAGAAGGAGGGAGGAUUCAGACAGAGGAGCAAGUUGCUGACAAUGAGGCGGAAGAUCAACGAUGCAUUCCGCCGGAAGCCUCAUCAUCAGAAGACGGAGGACGACAGGAUAUCGGUGACCUCGGAAGGAAGUGAUUCUGAGGUCAAUGAGCAAAUUCUCAAGUCGCGGCUAACAUAUGUUCGCACCAUGAGAUUACGGUCAUCGGUUUACUGUACGAUGCCGGCUAGGGCCCUGCAGUACUCUAAACUCUACGAAUACGCUGUCAUCGUUUCGCUCAAAAUCAACCCGGAGACGAGAAGAUACGAGCCAUACGAAAUGAGAAGGUUUCCCCAUGAGGUGAGUGACAGUCAAACGGACAAGCUCAGAGCCAUCCCAGAGUUCUGCUUUCCAGAUGCCUUCAAGUGGGCCCCAGUUGAACAGUACAACAGCGAGAGCUUCUGCUUCGUACUCACAAGUUCGGACGGAUCAAGAGUCUACGGCUACAACAGAAGAAUGCUGCCCCCUGGUAAAGGUCCUCGGUUACCGGAGGUGGUGUGCGUGAUGAGCCCUAUAGGAUGCUAUCCGAUCUACAACCAGCUCCUAGAUGAGAUCGAGAACAGGAGAAAACAUUCCAUGGCUGCUGUUGAGAACUUGCUCAAGCUCUCCUACGAGAGCCCCUUCCCAAGGCCGGGACAUUGCAUAAAGGUCUCCACUCCGCCCAAUAAUAACAACAGGAGAAAAAACAUUGGCAGCCACCUUCACUACCUGCAAGACCCCAAGCCCCUCCUACUUCAGAGACCGGCAGAUCAAAGACUGGAACAUGUUGACUUUGACACGUUAUUCAACUGUCUGAGUGUGAACAGGAUAGUUCAGAUCUUUGCGUCGUUAUUACUGGAGAGGAGAGUUAUCAUGUGCUCAGGGAAAUUAAGUAAACUGUCCAGAUGUUCUCAGGCGUUAGUAGGUCUCCUGUAUCCGUUCUCAUGGCAACACGUCUACGUACCGGUCCUACCCGAGAAGCUGAUUGACAUGUGCUGCUCACCGACGCCCUACAUCAUGGGUAUGCUCUCACUCUGUAUACCAAGGCUAGAGGAGAUGCCACUUGAAGAGGUCCUGGUCGUCGAUCUCGAUGCAAAGGACUUCUACACCGUGAUCGGUGACGAGGGAACUAUCUUGCCAAAGAAACUAUCAGCAGCCCUCGAGAGGGCGCUAAAGGUUUGCAGUAUGAGCAGCUGGGAGGGAGCCGACACGGACGAUGAAUUAUCAGAAGACCAUGAGUCGAAGAACAGCGCCAUCUCGGAGGCAUUCAUCAGGUUCUUUGUCGAGACGGUGGGGCACUACUCCAACCACUUUACGCAGGCGUACGACGACUCACAGAAGUUCGACCGAGAGAGUUUCAUCAAGGCGGUGUCGUCCAAAAGCGUGCGGAACUUCCUGGAGGUGUUCAGCGAGACGCAGAUGUUCUCUCUCUUCAUCCAAGAGAAGGAGUCGGAGAGCGAAGGCAUCUCACAAGGUAAAGGGUUGUUUGAGAGGAGAGUAAGAGAAUUUGAGAAUGAGUCCAAGAGCAACUCAAAAAACAUCGGUGCUAAGAUGAAGAAGUUUGGAAAGGCUGUCAAAGAUAUCAAAGAUUCAGCCAAGACCGCCCAGAAGCGAAUGAAACAGAACUUCGAGGACAAGAUUUGACAAACAGCUUCCGAGACCCAGUCGUACGAACCUCGGGAGCCACUGAACUAUAAAGCUGUGCGCCGUGUGACGGGUCAUGACCUUCGACAUAUGGUCAUAUAACAUUGAGGACGCUGAAUGCGAUUGCAACGUGAUGUUGCCCAUGUGUUUCUACAUGCCCUGUUUGGCACGUGUUCAUGUCAAUGUUGACAAGGACGCUGAGUGAUGUCCGAUUGGAGUACUGAAGAAUGGGUAUUGCCUGAGGAUGCAGCAGUGGCGCACCUGACGUGUCAACAUCAGACAAACCUAGAGGAUCCCAAAGGAUCCCGAAGGCCACGGUCAACUUGGAGAUGAUGUCAAAAGCUUUUCACUCUUCAGCUUAGCAUGGUUUCUCCCGAGCCAAAUGCUAGAUGUGAACAUGUGUGCCAACAGGUUCAAGCCUAAAUAUUGCUAAGUUUCAAAGGCAUUGUUCUGUCCACCCUAGCGAUCUGAUGCUUCUUCUGAACCAAAUGCCAGAAAAGGAACAUGUGUGACAUCGGGUUCUGACGUCCAGAGUGUGUAAAAGGCCACUCACUCAUGUUUCUUAGGGGCAGCAGAAUGCCUGAUGAGCAAGAUGGAGAAUGUGUAUGAUGGUCAGUCUUGCGCCGCUCUGACCAGGGACGCCAAGCUUGGUUCAAACGUCAGGAUAGAAUCCACAUUUCUUUUGAGCUGACCAGAAGAUGUGAACGAGAUCCACGAUACAUCUGGAGGUCUUCCGUCAGCCAGUGGGUUCAACAGACUCCAAGCGACUUACCAAUGAGGCUAAACUCUUCAAUCCUGUCUCAUCGUCCUGUCAGGAUUCAGAAUAUUUGGGGCAUUGUCUUGACCAACUAGCGUAGUGACAAGACCAAUCUACUGUUGGCAUUUCUGAUGGUUGGUAGUGACACCAAGAGUUAACUUGCUGAUGACAACCAUGGGGCUGGAGUCACGGACUCGGAUAGUCAUUGCUGAGCUGCCAAGUAGGACUGACUCUCAGUAUUUCAAACUGAAAUUACAGAAAAUUUACGAUUUCAGGAAAAUGGUAAAUUGAUAAAUGUCUACUUUCUGUUUUAUUCUAUGUAAUUGAUUCUGAAAAGACUUAUUUUCUUUGCAAAAUUUCAAUCACCACAUGUGUGAGUUGUGAUUGAUGUAGUUGCCAAUGAUUCAGAUUGACCGCAACUCCUUCUCGCAGGGCAUUUUAUUGUCUGAGAGCAAAUUUGUAAUAGAAUUUUAGCAUUCAUUAUUUAUUGAUAACAAUUUUUAUGAAACAGGACUCAGAGAACUCUGUACGAGUUUGGGGGUUUGCCUAAAUCAUGACGAGACAUUGUCAGGGAAUACAAGAAGAGUUGUUCUUCCAUUAAUGAAAUUAAGAUUUGUAUGCUAGAGAUGAUUUGUUCCACUCUUUUCUAAUUUUAUUCAUGAUUCAGACUCAAUUUUUAUGGGAAAAAUAUCUCAGUUUCAUUCCUGGUUGUAAUGUUGCCUUUGUAGGCAGUGUUUGACAAGUUCUGUACGGAACUGAAACCCAUUGAUUACUAAUUGUAAACGUUUUAGUUGCACAAACUUUUACGAGUGUUGCGACAGGAAGCGUAAUAUUGAUAUGAUUACUUUUGAUUUGUACGAGUCUGUUUGAUAGAAGUCAUUGUAAGGGGUUCAUAGUGGGUGACUCAAUAGGAAGUUCUGCUGUGAUGUCACUGUUGAGAUCAAUGGUGUCCCUUGUGUCUGUCUGUUUGUCUGUUCUACUCUCUCUUUAUCUUCUCUUUCUUCAUCCCCUUUUCUGUCUUCUCUUUCUUCGUUCCUUUGUCUGUCU
Strongylocentrotus purpuratus (purple sea urchin) is the source of this 6250-nucleotide messenger RNA. Its product is annotated as DENN domain-containing protein 2A. NCBI's taxonomy places the organism in Eukaryota, Metazoa, Echinodermata, Echinoidea, Camarodonta, Strongylocentrotidae. The transcript is spliced from 16 exons. The record is from RefSeq and is a predicted model, not a curated record. Bases 505 to 4446 code for a protein of 1313 amino acids.